CCCAGCCAACUCCUACCCUCGCGCAAGUCUGGACUCUACCAUCAGCCCCUGGGACCCCCAGAUGGGGGCAGUUCCCUGUGACCCCCGGCACGAGGGAGCCCAACCCCUCCUUGGGGAGUUUUUCACAACCUCGGUCAAUGAGGAUGAGUCAUUUCUAGGUUCCUAUUGAUGAAUUAUUUCUGUGUUAUUAUGGGCCAUUAUUGAGCGUGGGUUGUUCAAAGUCGCGGGCCCCACUGCGUCCACAGUGGCUGGCCCAGCGCCCUGCGCCCGUCUGCUGCUGGAGGGACAGACGGGCCGCGGGGCUGACCACCCCGUGCCCGCAGGCCGAGGAUGCAGCGCUGGAAGGCGGCGGCCCUGGCCUCGGUGCUGUGCAGCUCGGUGCUGUCCCUCUGGAUGUGUCGCGAGGGCCUGCUCCUCAGCCACCGCCUCAGACCCGCGCUGGUCCCGCUGCGCCGCCUGCCUCGCACCCUGGACGCCCGCAUCGCCCGCCUGGCCCAGUACCGCGCGCUGCUGCAGGGCGCCCCGGACGCGGUGGAGCUGCGCGAGCUGACGCCCUGGGCCGGGCGGCCCCCAGGUCCGCGCCGUCGUGCGGGGCCCCGGCGGCGGCGUGCGCGUGCGCGGACGGGCACGCGGCCGUGUGGGCUGCGCGAGCUCGAGGUGCGCGUGAGCGAGCUGGGCCUGGGCUACGCGUCGGACGAGACGGUGCUGUUCCGCUACUGCGCAGGCGCGUGCGAGGCGGCCGCGCGCGUCCACGACCUGGGGCUGCGGCGCCUGCGCCAGCGGAGGCGCCUGCGGCGGGAGCGGGUGCGCGCGCAGCCCUGCUGCCGCCCGACGGCCUACGAGGACGAGGUGUCCUUCCUGGACGCGCACAGCCGCUACCACACGGUGCACGAGCUGUCGGCGCGCGAGUGCGCCUGCGUGUGACUCUACCUCACGGGGCCCGGCGACACGGAGGCCGCGCCACGCGCCCCGACGGCUCCCAUUGGCUCUCACGGACUGCGCAUGCGCACAGCAUGCCGUCGAGGCCCCGGGACUCUCGCGAUAACUGUGUUGAGAUAAAGUGUGGGAAAUCGA
Messenger RNA from Microcebus murinus (gray mouse lemur), 1074 nucleotides. The record is from RefSeq and is a predicted model, not a curated record. Lineage: Eukaryota; Metazoa; Chordata; Mammalia; Primates; Cheirogaleidae.